AUAUAUUUUUGGAUGAAAAGUUAGCAUUUCCCUUUAGUAUCUUCCUUUGUGAAACUUUGAAGUCUCUGGUGAUUAAUAUGCCUUCCGUUGUUAAAACACCUUCGGUUGCUUUUUCCUCCAACCUUGAAUACUUGGAGUUGAUGAAUGUAGAAAUAAAAGAUGAGGGGUUUUUCAAGUGGAUCUCAUGUUCCUGCAAAUCCAUCAAGGAAUUAAUUCUUUGCGGUCUUGGUCGCAUAAAAAAUAUCACCAUUGAAAGCUCGUCCUUGGAAAAAUUUGAACUAUAUGACGGCUUUUGUACUCCAAUCCAUCUUAACAUCUCAGGUGAGAAACUUGAAACCAUACGCGUUUCCUGGAGAUUCCGUUCGUCUAAAGGCAAAUCGUUAAAUAUUUUUGCUCCAAAACUUAAAUAUUUGUUUUGGAGGGGGAAUGUGAUGAAGAAAGCAAACCUGGGAAAAUUAGAAUGUGUAGAAGAAGCAUCUAUGUUUCUGGAGCCUAAAGCAGAUGACUUUGACAACCUGUUAAAGGUUUUUUGCAGUAUGCACAGGGUUGAAUAUCUUGUUAUAAAUGAAGCAACCAUUAAGGCUUUGUUCAGCGAAGGAGGAUCUACACAAGCUCGAUUCAAUAACCUUUCGUAUUUGGAAAUGGAUAUUCGGAGCUUUUCUGAUGAGCUCGUUCCUGCAUUGGUCUCUCUUUUAAGAGGAAUGCCCAAUUUGUGUACUUUAUACGUAGGUUAUCACUCAAGUCGUGACACCAAAUCUGAUGCAUCUAGGUUUGAUGUAGAACACUGGAAGCUCCAGCAUCUGGAAUUUAUUCAUCAAACUGAGGAGGUUACCAUAGCGCUUUCCAGUGGGUCGAAUGGGAUUGAGUUUGCAAGGUAUAUACUCGAGAAUGCCGAGAAGCUGGAGCAAAUGACCAUAAUUCAUUUACCCGAGCAAUCUGAUGCUGUACAGAAGCUAAAUGAAAGUAAGAUGAUGUCCAAGGCCACAGUGAUCUUCAAGGAAGACAGCUAG
Messenger RNA from Malus domestica (apple), 1010 nucleotides. RefSeq lists its product as uncharacterized. The record is from RefSeq and is a predicted model, not a curated record. Lineage: Eukaryota; Viridiplantae; Streptophyta; Magnoliopsida; Rosales; Rosaceae.